CUGACAACCGUCAGACUCUGCCUUCUGCCACAAUCUCUGCCAUGCUCCGCAAAACGCCCACGGGCACCUGGUUACCCGCCUGGGUUCCAGAAUCCACGGUUACAAUCUCGGUUCUUCUUAUGUUGUGUUCCAUUGUCCAGUCUGCAACGGGUGGAUUUGACGGGAGCUUGCUCAAUGGACUCAACAUCUUGCCGUCAUAUACCAACUACUUCCGCCUAACGCCCGCGACGAAGGGCCUAAACACUGCGUCUGUGUUCAUCGGAGGCUUCUUUGGCCCGAUGAUUGCGGGCCCAAUGAGCGACAGGCUUGGUCGGCGGCCAACAAUGUUUUGGGGCUCUCUCAUCGUUCUCGUGGGCAUCGUUCUCCAGUCUGCGGCCCAGAAUGUGGCCAUGUUCGUGGUGGCCAGAGUCAUCCUUGGGUUUGGAUCCGGGAUUUCGGGCGUUGCGUCAUCGGUAUAUCUUAGUGAGACAAGCCCGAGUAGAUGGCGAGCAUGGACUGUCGGGUUGUUGAACAACUUUUACUACAUAGGGGCCCUCAUCGCCGCCGGGGUGACGUUGGGGACGGGAAAGUGGGACUCAACCUGGGCAUGGAGAGCUCCAUCAUUCAUGCAGGCAAUAUUUUCCAUCAUAUGCAUCGUUAUACUGCCGCUGGUCCCCGAAUCCCCGAGAUGGCUCGUUCGGCAGGAUCGCUUCGAAGACGCACGCCUGGUCGUGGCGCAGACGAAUGCCAACAGCGACCUCACCGACCCGGUCGUCAUGGCUGUGUACAAGGAGAUCAUCGACUCCCUCGAGUGGGAGAAGAAGGAUGGCCGCACUCUGGGCAUGAAAGAACUCAUCAAGUCGCCGACUGCGAGAAAGCGAGUGCUAAUUGGAGGAUCUGCUGGCCCGUUUUCAUGCAUUGCUGGAAACAUCAUCGCGUCUUAUUACCUUGGCCAGGAGCUCGACACUGCUGGCAUUACAGACUCGGACGACCAGCUCAAAGCUAAUGUUGUCCUCAACGUGUGGUGCCUCUUCUGUUGCCUCGCGGGGACCCAGCUGGCUGCAUCUUGGGGGCGAAAGCCAACCGCGCUGUUGUCGCAGGGACUUCUCAUCAUAUGCCUCUUCAUCAUUGGCGGGCUUAGCAAGAUCUACAGCGAGAACCCCGAAGGCACCUCUAAGUCCCUUAUAUACGGAGAUGUCGCCGUCAUCUUUCUGUUUCAAGGCUUUUAUUCCAUUGCCUGGACGCCCCUACUCACGCUUUAUCCACCCGAAGUGAUGGACUACCCCAUUCGGGCUAAUGGCGUGGCAUUCUCUCAGUACACUCUGAAUGGCCUUGCUUGUCUUUUGGUCUUUAUCAUGCCCAUUGCUCUGACAAACAUCGGGUGGAAGACAUACAUGAUCAACGGUAGCUGGGAUAUCAUCACCUUCAUUCUAAUCGCUGUCUUCUGGGUCGAAACCAAAGGCAAGAGCUUGGAGGAAAUUGACGCAAUCUUUGACGAAACAAAGCGAUCGACGGUUCCAGACAUUGAGGACGUUCGAACCGGUAAGAUUAGUGUUGAUGUGGGCGAGAUCGAGCAGCAGCUUCAAGAUGAGAUCGGAUUAAAGGUUGAGUGAGCACCUCGUGCAGCAAGACAGCCCACAGUGUCAAGUCAUCCUUGCUGUCGAUUCGAAGUUGGUGACUAAGCCUGCUAGAAAUCUGAAUACAUUGAACCACUC
Messenger RNA from Purpureocillium takamizusanense, 1694 nucleotides. RefSeq lists its product as uncharacterized. The transcript has 5 exons. Gene Ontology annotation, biological process: transmembrane transport; carbohydrate transport. Gene Ontology annotation, molecular function: carbohydrate:proton symporter activity. The record is from RefSeq and is a predicted model, not a curated record. NCBI's taxonomy places the organism in Eukaryota, Fungi, Ascomycota, Sordariomycetes, Hypocreales, Ophiocordycipitaceae. The coding region runs from base 42 to 1592 and encodes 516 amino acids. Gene Ontology annotation, cellular component: membrane.